Nicotiana tabacum (common tobacco) is the source of this 354-nucleotide messenger RNA. The record is from RefSeq and is a predicted model, not a curated record. NCBI's taxonomy places the organism in Eukaryota, Viridiplantae, Streptophyta, Magnoliopsida, Solanales, Solanaceae.
AUGGAGAGUGUUGGAUCAAGCAAGCUAACCGGAAGCAUCAUUCUAGCAACAAAGCUCUUUGUCGGGUUCAACUUAGCAAGUAUGACAACCCGAAGGAAGAUCUUUCUGCCCACGAACGCCAACGGGGUCAUGAAGACUACCUUAUUUGAAGUAGUAGACGGCGAAAUGGGCUACAACAUAAUUCUUGGCAGACCAUGGCUACACGAGAUGGAGACCAUACCAUCAAUAUAUCACCAACUUCUGAAAUUCCGAACUCCAGAAGGAAUCAAACAAAUAAGAGGAAAUCAACCGGCAGAAAGGCAGAUGAAUGCGAUCUCGGUUUCCAACAGUAAAGGGAAGGAAUACGCGGCAUAG